AUGAAAUCUUUCAUUGCCGCCGCCGCCCUGGCGACGCUUGCGAGCGUCGCAGAGGCCAAAAAAUGCCAGAAUAUCACCGUUCCCGUGACGAUUGAAGCGCGUCUGGGAAUGUUCGGUGACCUCGCACCACAGAACGACAUCGAUAUCACCAACUUCAUCCUCAACCUGGCCCAGCAAGGCAAGAACUUUACGGAAGCUUCGUUGAAGGGCUACAAUACUGUCAAGGGCAGCUACCACCUCGCUACCACAUACUGCGCCCCAGACAACGGAGCUCCCAAUGUGGUCCAGGUUCUCACCCACGGCAUUGGCUUUGACCGCAGCUACUGGGACGCUCCAUACAACAACUACAACUACAGCUACGUCAACCAAGCCGUGGACCACUACGGCUAUGCCACUCUGAGCCACGACCGUCUGGGCAUCGGCAUGUCGUCCAAGGGAGACGCCGUCAACGAGAUCCAAGUGCUCCUCGAAGUCGCAGCCCUCAAGGCCCUCACGGACAAGUUGCGAGCGGGCACGAUUCCCGGCGCAGCCAAGUUCGCCAAAGUGCUUCAUGUCGGCCACUCGUUCGGUUCGGUGCAAUCUUACGUGCUCAGUGCGCAAUACCCCAGCAUUUCCGAUGGUCUGGGUCUGACCGGCUUCGCUCAAAAUGGCUCUUUCCUCUCGCAAUUCUUGCUCGGAGGCAACUUCCGCGGAGCCCAAGUCUACCCGCAGUUUGCAACUCUGCCUCGCGGUUAUCUCGCUCCUGCUUCGGAGCAAGGCGUGCACAUCAACUUCUUCUCUCCCCACGAGUUCGACCCGGCCAUUCUUCCAUUCGCAUACGCUACCGGCCAGCCUGUGACGAUGGGUGAGCUGCUCACCAUUGGAGGUGCUGCUGCCGCUCCAAACAUGAUCAAGGCACCAGUCCACAUCAUCACUGGCGAACGUGACGUGCCCUUCUGUGGUGGAAAUUGCCUUGCAGCUCCCACCGGCUUCUCUAGCAUCCCUGAGACAUCCAAAGCCAUGUUCAAGAACGCGAGCCCCUUCAAGGUGUCCAUCAUUCCCCGCGCCGGUCACGGCCUCAACCUAGAGUAUUCCGCUCCGCAAACGUACAAGACGAUUCUCGACUUCUUUGUCGAGAAUGGUGUUGGUCCUGCUAAGGGGUACCGUUCAUCUCGGCGCAAUUAG
This is a messenger RNA of Sphaerulina musiva SO2202, 1164 nucleotides long. RefSeq names its product alpha/beta-hydrolase. The transcript is spliced from 6 exons. The record is from RefSeq and is a predicted model, not a curated record. Lineage: Eukaryota; Fungi; Ascomycota; Dothideomycetes; Mycosphaerellales; Mycosphaerellaceae. Bases 1 to 1164 code for a protein of 387 amino acids.